ACAACCCUGCGCUCAGUUGAGACAGUAGCGCUAAGUAAGGUCCAUGGACCAAUCAUCAUGAGGGUACACUGCAGGACCCUCCCCUUGCUCCUCCCCUUCCUGGAAUCCUUACCUCGCCAUUGGCCGCACCACUGCACCCAAGCCAAUGGCAACCUGCCCUCCCAUAGAGUCUUACCCUUCUGCCGCCACUUCACCACUGACAGAUCCACCCUUCAGCCUCUGAAUGGCCCAGAGUCCGUGGAGGUGUUAGGCCACGCCCACCCUCGGGACGACUUCACCAAUGUGACCCCCAAGAUCCUUUCCAAGGUCGGACGCAACCUGCACAACCAGUCACAUCAUCCAUUAUGGCUGAUCAAAGAGCGAAUCAAAACCCACUUCUACUCCGUCUACACCGCUCACCGUGGAAACCCGCUGUUCAGCGUCUAUGACAACCUGAGUCCCGUGGUAACGGUGGAACAGAACUUCGACAGCCUGUUGAUCCCAGCCAACCACCCGAGCAGGAAAAGAGGCGACAACUACUACCUCAACAGGGGCACCAUGCUACGCGCCCACACCUCUGCCCACCAGAGGGAGCUGGUACGGUCUGGGCUGGAUGCCUUCCUGGUGGUAGGGGACGUGUACCGCCGGGACGAGAUCGACGGCAGCCACUACCCGGUGUUUCACCAGAUGGAGGGGGUCAGGCUGUUCUCCAACCACGAGCUGUUUGCACGUGUGCAGAGUGGGGAGGACCUGUCCCUGUUUGAGAGGGGGGGGCGGAGGACCCCCCAGAAGCAGGAGAGACACACGCUGGAGGCCGUCAAGCUGGUGGAGUUUAACCUGAAGCAGACCCUCACACUCCUGAUCAAACACCUGUUUGGAGAAGAGCUCGAGAUCAGGUGGGUAGACUGCUACUUUCCUUUCACUCAUCCCUCGUUUGAGAUGGAGGUGCGUUUCCAAGGCGACUGGCUCGAGGUUUUGGGCUGCGGGGUGAUGGAGCAGGAGCUGGUGGACUCAGCGGGAGCAGGUAACAAGCUGGGUUGGGCGUUUGGGCUGGGUCUAGAGCGCCUGGCCAUGGUUCUGUACGGUAUCCCAGACAUCCGUCUGUUCUGGAGUCAGGACGAACGAUUCCUGAAACAGUUCCACCUGACAGACAUCCACCAGCCCGUCACCUUCCAGCCGCUGAGUAAGUACCCCCCCUUAAUGAACGACAUCUCGUUCUGGCUGCCUGCGGAGGGGUACAGUUCCAACGACUUCUACGACCUGGUGAGGACCACGGGAGGAGAUCUGGUGGAGAAGGUCACUCUGGAAGACCGCUUCACUCACCCCAAGACCCAGAGACAGAGCCACUGCUACAGAAUCGUUUACCGCCACAUGGAGCGAACUUUGACCCAGGAAGAAGUUAGGGUCGUCCACCGGGCCAUUGAACAAGCUGCUGAGCAUGAGCUGGGGGUGGAGGGGAGGUACUGACACACACACACACCCUCCACCAGUAUGUGCACUGGGAAGGAUCGGGAGAUGGGGGGGGUUCUUUAUACACCGUGUUUCCAUGUACAUUUACUGACAGUGGGUUUCAAAUAAACCUCAACAUUUGGAUAGA
Hypomesus transpacificus is the source of this 1576-nucleotide messenger RNA. RefSeq names its product phenylalanyl-tRNA synthetase 2, mitochondrial (gene fars2). NCBI's taxonomy places the organism in Eukaryota, Metazoa, Chordata, Actinopteri, Osmeriformes, Osmeridae. Gene Ontology annotation, cellular component: mitochondrion; cytoplasm. The record is from RefSeq and is a predicted model, not a curated record. Gene Ontology annotation, biological process: phenylalanyl-tRNA aminoacylation. Gene Ontology annotation, molecular function: ATP binding; tRNA binding; phenylalanine-tRNA ligase activity.